Molecule: messenger RNA, 27831 nt
Organism: Xyrichtys novacula (pearly razorfish)
Lineage: Eukaryota; Metazoa; Chordata; Actinopteri; Labriformes; Labridae
Source: the annotation of a GenBank genome assembly
AUGAAGGGUGAGUUAUCACAAUCCUUUCUCCAUCUGUUUGAUGAACUUUCAUAUUUUGGGUGAAUUUGAACAAAAAGUUCCUGUUGGAGUUUCUCUAACCAUCAGCUGAACGGAGCUGAAACGCUUUUUUCUUAAUAACUUCCGACUCGCUGUCUCAGUCUGACUUUUCAAAAACGCCCACACUGUGUUUGAUUGACGUUUCUCACUAAAUGAUAUUGUCUAAGAUAUGUCAAACACAUCCACUCUUACGGCUCUCUAUCACACAAUCAGAAGCUCAGAUUAAUGCUGCAUUUUUAACCUUUCUCCAGUUAUUUUGAUACUUUGGCUAUAACCAUUUGGCACAAACCCGUAGAUCCGAUCUUGUGGCAAAUCUGUCAGCACAAGCUCGCUUCUGUGGGUCUUUGUCAUCGUGGUGUGAACGUCGUCUUUUGCCCUUUUGUCUUUUUGUCUUUAUGACUUUUAUUAAGAACUAAAACUAAGUUUAACCUGCAAGUUAAAGUUCCCAUGAAACUGCUUGCACCCUGUUAUUUUGAUUUCCUUCCUUUAAAAGCUGGAGGCCAAGGAGGGACCUGCUGUCGGUAUGCUUCAGUGUCUAUACUAAACACGAUCGCAAUAUUACCACAGUUAUUUUUUGUAACUACUAGCUCUCUAGAAGGUCAUGUAGCUAACUUACAUGGCGAGAACAUUAAAUCAGGGAAAGCUUUUCUCUUGAUACAGAAGCUGAGCUUAAGGGGGAAUCAUUUACAUUUUUGGGGGUCAAUAAGAGUACCCACUAUAUGACAAACAGCAAACAUAGGGGUGUGUGAUAUAGCCAACAAAUUAAUAUCUUAAUAUUUUCAGGGGAUUUUGUUGAUAAUAAUUGAUAAUAAGGUGCAUUAACAAGAGAAACAAAACAAAAAAUAUGAUUUUAAAAGUCACGUAUCAUGCUAGCCUGUUCCUACACUUCAAUUAAAUCUUGUACAUGAUAUUAACUAAAACAACUUAUUUAGGAAAAAACGUCCCAGGAGGCAGGGGGGCAGGGAGAGACGGAAAACACUGAACACAUAUACAUAUCAAUAUAAUUAACAUCACACAGUGUCAUCUAUUAUUGGUUAACAUUCAUACACGUAUAUAUCUCUUACCCAACUCCCCACCCCCCAGCCCAAAAAAUUAAGAAGAAAAAAAAAAAAAAGGAAAAAAGAGAAAAGAAAAAAUGUAAAACUGUGUUGUGGUUGGGUGGCCAAAAUAUCCUUAGGCAGACUAUCGUCUCUUUACUCUGAUGGUAUGUUGAAGUAACAAACUUGUUAUUGUCAGUUUGCACAUCAUUAAAUGAAAUAUUAUUAUGGAAAAUAAACUUUAUAUCGCACACCCCUAUACUUGGCUUUUUUGGACUAUUUGGGCCAGAUAUUGUUGAAUUGGUGACGAUCAUCCAGACACAUUUGAGUAAAAGAAACAUUAAUGUUUAUUUUGGAUUUAUGGGAACUUUAAUCUCCAUAUCUCUCUCUGACAUCUCAAAAAGCACAACAUCUUUAUUAGUCACAAAACCUGAAAUAUGACCAUAGUGAUGAUAAUCUGAGUGAGAUUAGACAGACAAAGAGUAACUGAAGUUAGAGGAAGCUGUUCUUUGUCUAAGAUAUAGAUAAGAGGAACUCUUGUUGCAAAUGUGUGCAUCCGGGUUGAGGUAGUAGGUUGUAUGGUUUAGAAUUACAUCCUGGGAGUUAACUGUACAACCUUCUAGCUUUCCUUGGAGUACACGUAUGACUUCAGUCUGUGCAGAAAAUAGUUUGGCUCAUAAUGCAGCAUGCAGAAUGCAAUCUUAUAUUGCCUCCAUGCACAGUUCCCACACAGAAUGGAACAGUAUUGAAUUUAAUUCUAUUCAUAUCCAGGUCUGGAUGUUUACAGAAAAGAAAGUAUGUUUCCAGGCUAUUGGCCCAAUUUUAUUUUCAUCGCAGUUGCAUCCAAACAUGGCAUCACAAAUAACCAAAUAUGAAGCUUGUGUGAACAUUUUAGAUUAUGCAGUUAUUCGGUUAUCAGAAAGUAAACAUUUCCUCUUCAUAGCUGCGCUCAAUGUUGAUUGAACACAGUGAAUAAAAAAAAAGCUGCACAGACGCCAGGAGAGUAAAGUUCUUCUAUUUUUUGAAACUCAUUUUGGUUAUUUUAUAAAGCAGAAAAGACCUGUAGGAGACAAAAUAGUCCAGCGUUUUUAUUUAUUUAUUUGAACAGGAAAUAGCACAAGUAUAAAGAAGUUUUUGCAUCUAUUUUGUGCAGAGAUGACUAUGUACGAAAUGUCUGCAGACUGCUUUUUUAGGAUGUUUGGACAAAAGUUUUACAAUGAUAUCUUCACUAAAGAUUGGCUAAAUACCAGCAGACAUGGACAGAAUAUUGAAAGCUUUAUUCACACUCUUCAUAUUCAGAUUAUUCAGAAGUCUGGAAGCUUAAAUCUGAGUAAGCUGGAAAAUAAGAAUGAAAAAUGUGUAGGGAUCCUGCCUGCAGUGUGAACGUCUUUGUAUAAAUGUUAUUUUAGCCAAACUGAGGUUCUCAUUUCAUAGCUGACCUUUAGACGUGGUCAGCCUGCUCGCUGCAGUUCUCAACCUUCAAUUAGCGUAACAUUGCUGCAAUUUUAGACAGUAUUUCAGUUAGUGGGAGAAACUGAAUUGUGUUGUGGUGGGGUCAAACUCUAAAACGCUCUGAGAAAAUAAAUUAUUAGUAUCUUAUGUCCUUUCUAAAGCUGCUGCUGUAACUUUUACUAUGUUUUGAUUUUGGUGCCCUCUCUAGGUACAGAUGUAUAUUCCCAUGCAUGAAAGAUAGACAAAAAAAAAAAUGUCCUCCUACUUUAUUUUGGGUCAAACGUGUCAGUCAUUGUGGAUAUUUGCCAUUGAAAAUGUAAAGACAGGCUGUGUCUUCAGUAUGCCAAGAGUUGUCCGGUCAGAAACCUACCUCUUCACAAUCAUUCCUUUCAAUCUUCAACAUUUUAGCCUUUUCCACAACCAGUUACAAACUCCAUACAGCCGCUUUAAGUCACUAUGAAUUUAUAGUUUAUAGAAAACAUGAUAAUAAGAUAUUAAGUUUGAUGCUAACACUGUGGCAGUGUAAACAACAACAAGUUGAUUGUUGCCAGGACUAAAUUGUUUGACUUUUAGAUGUGGGCAUGUGCAGGAGAUGCAGUGUCUGUUAUAUGACCUCAAACACAUCAUGCUGUCUUUUUUUUUAGUAGGUGCAAAAGAAAAACUUGCAAUUUGUCACUGUGCCUGCAGAGUCUGCGCAUGACCUGUAAACAUGAAUGGGACGCCGAGGCGAUCACAGAUAAUGUCAGCAGAAUUGGGGCAGACAUUUGGUUAACAGAGGCACCUUUUGACUGUGUGUUCCUGCAGCACUGUAUCCUAGUGCUAUCUCAUAGUGUGUGUUUGCGUUAUGGUUGGGCAUCUGUGAUGUGAGGCUAAUAUACUCAUCUUGAUACACUGUCAGUGAUCUAAAGCAUUAAAGAUACUCAGCUAGGUUAGUCAUACUGCCUGUGUACUUGCCAAAAUGCCUGUCCUUACUAUAAACCUGCCUUGCAUUACUCCUACACUAUUCACUACUACAAUAGUACAAGAGAUAGACUGAUCAGUCAAUCCGCCAAUUAAUGGCAUCAUGUCUACAUCAACCCUCACAAGGCUGAUAUCACAAAUGUAUUUAAAACACAUCUUUCUAAUUCCCCAAUGACAGCAAAUAUAACUUUAAGUCAAUAGCUAGCAUUUGAUACAUCACACCAUUUUUUUAAAAACUUAAACCACAAUAUUCAACCUGUAUGUUUUUUUUCUUUCAUCUUCAAUUUAAGGUGGUUUAACAGAAAUAAUGAGGUCCCUCUCUGGUGAUAUUUACUUGAGCCAAAUAUUUUUCUGUAUGAUUUAUUUAUCAAAAUGUUCACUCAAGCUCGGCCUGUUUUUUCUUACAAAAAAAAAAACAAACUAACAAAAAGAGAACAGUGAAAUAUUGGUAUCAAAUAUCAGCUGACCUGGUUAUCAGAUCUUCUAGAUUUGGCAUUAAAAUUUCAUCCAUGUGUAGCUUUUCCCCAGUGCACAUGUACAUGUACAGAUAUGAACUGGUUAAUCUCCUCGUGUGUGAGUUAUUUAUGGAGCAGACGUGCUGCAGUGUUUACUUUCGUGGCUAUACCUGCAGUCUGUGUACAGUGAAGGGUCAUAUGAUUGACAGGCAGGACCUGCUAUCUUUCAACUAAAGUUACUUAAGGCUGACCCUGCAUAUUAAAUGUACAUUAGGCUGUCGUUAUAGUGGAUGUAAAUCAACAUUUUAACAACAGUCUGUUUGUAAACUUAAUAGACAAUAGGUUUUUUUGGUCAGUGUUAGAUUACUGCAUUUUAAAGCAGGUUGAAUGAAGUGCGAUAAAAGUAGCACAGGUAGGCUGAAAGUUUCAAUUAUUGAUCACUGUGUUACCGUUUAAAUGGAGUAAAAAUAUAUAUACAGCAUAUAUAUAUAUUUGUACCCACUCUGAGGUGUCGUAUACCACAGCCGUAUUUAGACUUGAUGAAAAUAUUGAGCGUUUAAAUGUUAUAGGUGUCAUCAGGUAUGUUUUUAUGUAUACCUGGCAUCUGUCACUGAGCUGUUUCUGUGUUGUGUAACCUGUUUUGCACAGUGAUGCUUUGCUUCCCAAACUGUUGCUGCAUCUCUGCUGCCUGCUUUUACACCUCGGUCUGUUUAGUCAGCGUGGGGCUGAACCACCUCUAAAUCAAUGCUGUGUGCCAAACAUUACGAUGCACAGAUGGUUCCAUCUAAACACAACAUAUGAUAUAUAAUAAUCAUAAUAAAUAUGACUGCUUCUGUUGAACAGAUUCAGCAGGCUGACUUCCAUACUCAGUGUUUUACUGCAUCGCCAUAUGCACAUUAUAAUUCAUGUUUUUGGCAGAUGACUAAGGUCAGAUAUAUUUCUCAGACUUAAGCAGGUUUGAUUAUCAUACCUUACAGUUUUUAAAGCUCUUUCCUUUAUGGACCUCAGGAAUGCUCCAAGUCUCUCAGCCUGGGAAAAGCGGAAUGUUUAUACGGUGCCUCUUGGCUUUCUGAUAUAUUGUCCGCCGUUCUAAACAAUGAACAGUUGUGAUAUGAGGUCCAGUUUCAGGUUGAAGCUUGCCUGGGUGACACUGAGUUCUCUGUUUACUGUAGACUUGUCCAGCAGACUGAAUACGUCUGACUCGGCCUCUAUCUGGCGUUAAGCCACAUCUUGUAAAAUGACUCCAGAGCACCACACAGGAGAAAAAUGUCCAAGCAGAUCAGGAUUCAGCAGAGUUUGUUACUCCUUAGGACGGCUUAAUUUGAACCGCAGCCCAAGUGAAGUUGAAAGUAUUGCUGUGAUUUCCUUUGUAGGUUUUUGUCAUCGUUCAUUUUCUAGAGUCGAGUGGACCACCUCUCUAAAACCUUUGUCAUCUGCCCAAUUAGCACUUUAAUUUGGAGUAUUUUUUUUUUUUUUCAUGGUAUUUGGUGUACUGGCCUUAAAAUGAGCUAGAUGUACUGAUUUACCUACAAGUAUUUUUUGGAUGAAUGUUGCUAAAAAAUAAUCAGUUAAGGCUUGAUUUUUUUUCUUGAAUUAUGUGAAGGGAGGGCUAGGUGACUGAGAUCUUUACAGAUUACCUUUGGCCUAAGAAUUGUGUGUAUAUACAGACAAAACAAUAUUAUGUGACCCUAUUAUAUAAACAAUAUACCAUACACACAAUAUUAAGCUUUUUUUUCAUCGAAAUAUUGUCUUUAAAUUUAGAUUUCUAUUACUGAGUAAGAGAAAAAUUGAGAUACUCAGAGUAAAGCGGUACAUUAACAGGAACAAAUUCUUAAUUUUAUCAUCAAGUUGCUAAUUUAGGAGGAAAAGUUAUACAUUUAUUAAAGCUGUGUAUUGAUGAGGGGGAAAAAAAGUUGCUGGAAUAAAAGUUUUGUUGGCAUAAAAAAGUUGUAAAAUUGAACAAAUUAAGUUGUCAGAAGAAAAAUACAUCUAGCAGAAUGAAACUGUUCAUUAAUCAGAUUCAAGUUGUGUACUUCAAUUUUCAACUAAGCUGAUAGAGAAAAUGGCAGAAAUCAAGAGAUUAUAGUCUUUGAUUUAUGAGAAAGAAGUUGUACAUUCAUGACAUUAUUUCCUAAAUUGUUAAAAAAAAAAAAGAGAGAGAAAACAGUUUUUAUUAAUUUUUAUUUUUAAUUUUUUUUGAGAAACAGGCUUUGGCUUAAUCCUAUACAGGGAGACAUCAGAAGAGCAGCCUGCUGCCUACACUGAAAUAAGGAAUGUGGAUCAUCUUGUAAAGUUUAAGUGGAAAGCUGAGGACAAACAGUGGUUGCAGAAGUGUGUACAGGCUGUCUAAUAGCUUGUUCCUCUUCAUAACAGAUUAAGUUUGUCCCUGAAUGGAUUCAGAAUCCUGAAACCUAUGACACCGUGGUGCUGAUGUGCUUAUAGAUGGAGUACUCAGUGUUAUGGUCCCGGAAUGAGAGCAUAAGUGCACAGGAUGCUCCGUGUUGCUCAUUUUAGUUCAAGUAGCUGCAGCGGCUUAAGUGAUCUGUUUCCUGAAAAUAACAUUCAGGUCAACACGGCUUUGAAUUAUGAUGAAUUUAAGGUUUAAAUCUUGUAAAUGUACAAUUUCAACCUAAAAAAACAACAAUUUUUCUUCUCUAAGGGGGCCCUUAUACAACAUGGUAGGUAACAAUGUUUGGGGUGCUUUGGUUACUGUGUCAUUAAGUUUUUAUUAUAGCUUGGGUAACUGUAUAAACCAUAUAUAAACCACAUGACUGAGGGCCCUUCAGGGAACAUAAUUUGAAUAUCAAUAAUCUAUCAACUGUUUUGUAUUUCACUGAUUAACUUUGUAGUGUGGUAGAAAAAGUCCCAAUUUUAUUCUCCUUAAACACAGGAGGCAAAAAAUUCUCGUACUACAGAAGCUGAAAACAGCAAAUUUUGGGUAUUUGUACUUACAAACUGACAGAAAUUUGUUGAUUCUGAAAACAGAGCAUCUUUCUUGUUAUUGAACAAUUUGGCAGAAAAACCCAACAACCAGUCAAAGGUUGGUAAUGUCUUUUCCAUUUUGAUUUUUAAAGUUCUAUAUAUUCAUAAACAAAGGUCACCAAAUCAUCCAAUCAAAUAAUUUUAUCUGUAAAAUUUGGCAUCAUUUUGAGGACGAAACAGUAUUUGAUUGGGCUCUACUGAUAACCAGACAGGCUGUUUAAUCUGCAAUAAUAAUUAGAAACAUCAGCUGCACACCCAAAGCUGAACAAUAAGACAGAUGUGUCUUUGUGCUGCUACAUAUACAAGGAAUUUGACUUUGCUCUCUAUUCACAAACAGUUCACGGGAAACAUCACAAGAAUAUGUACAAUAGACAUUUUACUUAUAUAUACAAGACUGUUAUAUGCAGUCCCACGAUGGCGAGGAGAGGAUAGAAAAACAUACAGGCCUGCAUAUGUCAUGAUAUAAUAGGUGGGUUAUGUGCAUGAGGUAGAUUUACAUUUGUGUUAAAUACACUAUUGACAUUAAAUAUUGAAUAUCAAAGAUUCAGAUGAUGAAAUUGUGGAAAGACAUCAGUUUUGGAAAACCCCUCUUUUGCUUUCCAACAAUGCACAUAUUGAAUGAGAUUAAUUAGAAGCAGUUAUUUAUAGACUAUUAGUAAUUAAAUAUGGAGUGAUACCAACACCUCCACUGCAGCCUGGUGUUCCUGCUCAGCCUCAGAUCAACAACAGAGUCAUUGUUAUCAAACAGGUUUCUGUGAGGGAAUAUGAUCGUGGUAAAUCCCUGGAAACCUAAGAGCACCUUUUAUCUCCUAUUUUGUAACCCAAAUGUCAGGAAGACCACACCUCUUCAUUCAGAGUUUGGUUCACUGCUGCUUUGAGCCCUCACAGGAAACAUAAACCUGAUUACGUAGACUGUAAAAGACAGGAAUGUUGCACACAAUAGAGGAUACAACAGGGAUCUGCAAAAAUAUGAUUUAAUAUUUGGAUGAAUCAACAAACAGAAGGCAGCCAGACAAGUUCCACCUGUUAUUUUUAAGGCUUUUAACGCCGUGUGCAUGUUGUAGACUGAAACUUUGUUCUUCCUGAAUCAAAAGUAUUUCUAAAUCAAAAUCUUGUUCCUCCAACAGCAAAAUUGUCUCUGUGCAUCAUUCUAAGCUAAUAGCAAUAAAUCUGAGAACUGCCUUGAACAUACACAGUGAUCUCUAUGUCCGUUAUGAUAGGUUGUUUUCACAUUUCCAUGGGACGGACACAUCUCCACAUCCUAUAUGUGCUUGAUCAGCAGUGCUGAUUUCAGCCAUGGCACAGAGGUCCUCAAUGGCAUCAAAGUCAUAAAAAAGAUUUGGAAAAUAACACUUAUUAAGAGCCUAGCAAUAUCCAAAGUACUUAUAAGAACCAGGGAGCUGAGUUUUUGUUAGCACUCCAGUGUGUAGGUUUGCAAAAUAUUUGUGAUGACCCCCCUACGAUCAAAACCCUUUUACAAAAACACAGAGAAGCAGUAUGCUUGAUGAUGAAGAUGAUCACUGAAGCCAACUCUUUCUGUGUGAAAAAUACCUCAUAUGAAGCAAAACACGAGUUCAUUUAGAAUUUAAGUAAAGUACUAAACAUGAAAUAGCUAUAUUUACAGAAUCACAUUUAACAAUUAUAAUAAUAAUUAAAAAAAACAAACAAACAAAAAAAAAACUCUAGUCCUGUGUUUAGUGAAGCAGUGUUUGUAGGAGGAGAAUUCCCAGAGUUGUAUCCAUCCGACACGGUAACCCGGUGUGUCCGAGCAGCAGUAUGGGGAUGAUCUUGCAGAGGAUCUGACAGAAAAAGUACCAGUUGAGUCCUUUGGCUGUGUUUAGUUAAAAUUGAUUUCAUUUUUUUGGUGUCAGACGUUAACUAUGCUAAAGAAGCACUGUUGCUACAUUGCUUUUUUUUUUUUUUUCGGCUAAUAAGCUCGAAAGUGUUAUUUUUCUAAUUCACCAUCAGUGUAAUACUGAAGAGUGCCUUUGCAGGUUUCCCUCAGAUCAUUCAGGCUGAAACAUAAUGUUAGAAUAACCCAGCAGGAAUAUCCUACUUAUCAGCCUAACUCUGGAAAAUUGCUGGUGCAGAAUCAAAUGCAGCUUCUUUAUUUCAUCAGAAAUGCACACUUUAUUUUACAGCUCAGUUAAAACAAAGGCUCUCACCUCUCCUUGGCUCUCCCAAAUUUAACAGAGCAUACAAAGUCAAGAUGUGCCUUGCCGAAGUUUAUUUAAAGAACCGUGAUUUUCUCAUCUCUCCUCACCUCUGAACCCAAAUCGCUCCUCCAGAUGUGUGGAGGAAAAGCGUUUCUGCAGAGAAUCCUGCUGCCUCAGCACUCCCCUGUCCAGCUGCCCCGGCAGCACGGCUAAAAGUCAUUGGUUCCAGCUGGGCCUUCAUUUAUGGGAUGGUUGAACAAAUAAAUUAUGGGAUUAGAUGGGGCGGUUCAAGCUGCUGAGACUCUGGAUGGUGUGGCAGAACCUCUGAGAAGUCUGGUUGGUGAGGAGUCUCAAGGUUCUUUGGCUGACUUUAGAGAUUAAUAAAAUAAAGACCGUCUUUAUUCAAUUUGGUGUCCCACAGUCCUCCAAAUUAUGUAGAGUACAAACUGCUGGCAGUGUCAUAGAGCUCAAGAAUGACUCAGUGUCACCUUUACACCAAAUUUUAUUAGACAGCUGAUUAGAACAAUAUUUAAGUCUCGCAGUGUCCAGUUGUUCCUAUUGAUGAAAUGAAAGCAUAUCCAUUGGUUAUGAGAAUAACCUGGACACAUUUAGGGAGAAAGCACAUGCCAAAGACUUCAAACUUAUACCUGUGAAAUCUGUCUGCAUUGACUAUACAUUUGAUUUAUUUAAUGUUGUUACUUAAAACUCUUACUUUGAACUCAAGGAAGUCUAAUGGGGCGCUCACACCAAGCGUGAGUAAAAUCAUCUACUCGCUUAUUUCGCGCGAAUCUAGACACGUGAAUGAAUAGUAUUUACUCGCUUCAUUUGCACGUCAACGUAAUUUCAACGGUAAUCCCUGCCGAUGCAACCUGCUAGGUCAAGGGAUAGACAAAGGUUUUUAACAAUUUACCAGGUAAUCUGACCUCUUCACUCACUUGCCUCCAGGCGAGCUCCUUUUUAUUCCGGUUUCGGUGUUUGAAAGAAAAGGUAUCAUAGAAUUCAUGAUGCCCACACACCAACACGAUCAGUUUGUCCACCAUUUUAGGUACCGUUUUCAUACAUCACCCAGCAACCUUCGUGCUGAUUAGUUAUUGUGAUGCGAAUAUCCGCUCAAGUUGAGACAUUUUCAGUUACUGCCCAGUUCACGCCAUUCAAGCCACCAGAGUAGUAGGAGUGUCUAAUCGCGUCUUUGCAUCGAUUUAACAUGUAAUUCAUUCAUGCGAAUGAUUUGACUCUGGCUUGGUGUGUGUAGACAGUAAGAUUUCUUAUCUCUACCUUUUUUGAAAAUUGAACAAAAAAAAAAAAAAAGCGUCAUAGAGUACCUAUUUAACAAUCAACUACUAAAUACUCAAUUAUUUGUAAACACCCCCAAUAUGGAUAGUGUUGAAACAGACAGUAGACACGUAGAUACAAACAUGUGUGGGCUCCCUUUUAUAAGUGAAGACCCCAGCUGGGCCCCCCAGUCUAAAAAGUCUGGUCACACCCCUGCUUGUUAUUGCAAGUCUGAAAUUGACUUUCCUCAGCUACAGAUAGGUUCUUACUGAUUUUAGAGUUUUGUAGAUAGACUGGGGGAAGCUCCAGUAAAAGAAAAAGACUCCACUUUUACACAGGUGAAAGUCACACAUCUGCUCAAGGACAUGUGCCUAUAUAGUGUGUUGUUCUCUCUCCAAUUAAAAGGAAUUGUUGAUCGCUUCUCUCCCUCACUUCGAUCAAUCUAAACAAACUGAUGCACCACUGACAGAAAUCAGUGAUCAGGAUAAUAUCCUGGAGAGCAGCUUUUCUCAGGUGUGUCCAACUGAGUAUCAAUCAUCAGUGGGUGAACAAAAAAACAGUUUUGGUAUUGUAAGUAUUUUAAAGCUCUUUUAAAGUAGCCUAUAGAAAGUAGAGUGCAAAAGGGUUUUAACUGCAGCAGUUCAGAGUUGUAUACAGAUUUAAGUUUCUGGCUGCUCCUCAGACAGACCUCAGAGGAAUUUAUGUCUGACAGAGACCUUUUUUUUGUGGUUUUAUAUCUGUUUAAUAAACAGUCAGUAAUUGUUUUUGUACGACGCCGCAAUAUAAUCUAUAGUCUUUAUUCCCACUCGAUGAAAAUGAUUUUGACACUCCAGCUUUCAUUAUUUUGUUAGAUUUUGUCGAUGAUAACCUUGUUUAAGACCAAUCUUAGAGAAACACUACAGCGUGAAUUUAUUGUUUCAAUUUACAGCCCAAGCAUUUAUUAACUUCUGUCUCUCACUACCAACGCCAAAAAUGUUGAUUGUCUCCUAUCAUGUGUAAAGCUAAGCUGAAAAAGACUUGGAAAAGAGUCAGAGGUCUGAUGACUCCAGCUGAAGAUAAAUCUCAGCAAGGAAGAAAAACAAAAACAUUGUUUCUUGGUUGAUUUUAUUCUGUCAGUGAGGUGAAUCAAAUAUUUUCACUGUGUUCACACUGCAGAUUGAAGUUUUGUUCUCUUGCCGAGAGAUCUGCAUACACAGGAAUGAACCCGGCACCCAGGGGAAACGCACUUUAUGAUAGUUUUCUUCCUCAGGUGUUCAAGAGACGAACAAAUCCAUCACAGGAAGCAAUACUCAGACACAAAAUACUUGUUAAACCAGCCAAUCGCUGCUUCUGUUAGUAAGCGCUCCACCGGCUGCAAUUGGCUCCUCGUUCUUGACGUCACAGACGGGUGGAGACCUUGGUAACAAAUCGUCUGAGACCAGAACACUGUCAGUUCUGGCCACACCGGUACUUUAGCUCCCCAACUCAUAAAAUCUCACUUCCCCAUGAAAGCGAGCAGCCUGGAGCACUAUUUCUUCCCGAGGAAACAUAUUCCCUUAAUGUGGUCGGGUUAAUGGCAAAUGAAUAAUCAUAACACAGCGAUGGCAGACGGGGGUGUCAUUGAUCUGUCUGGAAUCAGCCCCCUCCCCGCCUGCUGCAUCAGCCACUCUCCCCCUAUUGAUACGCUCUUGCCCCUUGACCCCUGGGACAGAUCAAUAGCAUUGAUUGGAGAAGGGCAGGGACAAGGGCAGGAUCUGCUGACUGGCCCGACAGCUAGUGUGACAAGACAUGAUCGUCAUUAAUGUCCCGCUGGCUGGCUGGCUGGCUGGCUGGCUGGCUGGCAAGGCGCUGUUCAUCACAUAUUCCCUGCUCCCCUCCCCCCCUCCUCUUCCUCUUUUUCCUCUUCCUCCUUCCCCCUCCUGCGUCUGCUGCUCCAUGUUCCCAUUCUGUACUGCUUUCACUGCCUGAGAUAAGUCCAUUGUUUGGAUACCUGUGUGAUGCUUGCCUGGCAUCUGUGGCACAGAUAUGAAUCUCUGGGCUGUGUGGAGAUAUUUUCGACUUUAGAGUAGAAAAGUGAACGGGUUCAUUGCAAGUGUCUGCAGCAUAAUGUCUCUCCGCUCAUUGUGUGUGCUACUUACCAAUCACAAUGGUGCCGGUCCUAUUUUUGGGCGCUUUGAAAAGCUGUGUCUUGGUACAUUUCAAAGCGAGUGAAUUAGAGUCUGCUUCAACUCUGUCACAACAACUUGGUCGUGUAUUCUCUGAUCGAUGGCAAAUCUCGGCUCUUAUAAGAUACUGAUGUGCCCUGAUUCCCAAAGCUUCAGUGAAAACGUGUCAUUGAUACAGCGGCUGGGUUGUGUUUCUGCUUUACUACGUCGUUUGGGUUAUAUUUCCAGUCUAGACUGGAAACGAGGCAAGCGAUGUUUGUGUGUGUGUGUGUGCGCGUAUGAGGGGUGAUGGGCGGGAUGCGGCGACAACUCCAGACUCUGCAGUGACACGGCUGUAAUGGAGCUGAUUGAUCACCUAUAUAGCCGCCUGCUGGACCCGCUGGCUUCAGCAUACAGCAAACUCCCUGCCCCCCUGUCUCUGCGUCACCGCCGCCAUCACUGAGCCAAUCUGUGACGACCCACCAUCCCCCAUAGACUUCAACCUGGCCACGGUUUUGACAUUGGCUGCAGGAAUUACCUUUGCUCAUCUUUGGCUUCGAAUUUGCUCUGCUUCUGUCGGGUUUUACGGGAUAGACAUUUAGAGACGUAUUCGCCAUCUUUGAUGAAGUGACGUUUUCUAAUUCUGCUUCUUUCUGUGUCAAAAAGCUGCUGUUUUCCAUUUGAAUUAAAGGGCAUAAUCAAUCAAUGAUAACAUUUGCAGAUCUCUCUCCCUGCCCCCUGCGUGUCACACGGGGUCAUAACCCUAAUUUAUCCAGGGUGUUGAAGGUGAUGGAGCUCUGAGAUUAGAACAAGCUGUCAAGGGCAGAUCUGACCCAGACAGAGGGAGAAGAAGGAAAAGGGCAAAAAUUCUGCAUAUUUUUAGGUCUGGUGAGUUGUUUAUUGUUUUGCUUGGUUUUGUGUUUUUGCUCUGUUUGGUGUUUUACAGUUAAUCCAAAAAUAAUUCCCAUCAGGAAUAUCCAUCUGAGGAUAGAUUCAUUCACAAAACACAAAAAUACUCAGAACCUCAUCGUGUUUUACAUCAGGGGUUUACACCCCUGAUUCCAAAACAAGCAGGAAUGGUUUGUGAAAUAUUUAUAAAAACAGAUUUUGAUGGUUUGCAAAUAAUUAUUCCUUUAUUCUAGUAAACAUAGAACAAAUACAUCAUAUAAAAGGUUAACAUUUUAUUGUUUCAUGAAAUAUGAAAACUCCUUUUUAAUUCAGUUGUAGCAAAGCGGUUCAAAGGAAGUGAGACGCAGACAAUGAAAUACUGAAAAAGUUGUGAAAGUCGCGGAAAAACCCAUCUUCACUGAUUACAACAAGCUGGUUAAAUGACUGAAAAGGACAUUUCAAAGUGACUGAGUCUAUCAGAAGUUAAAAUAAGAAAGGGGUGCAUUACUCUGUGAGAGACUGUGUGAGCUAAUAGUUUGAUAUUUCAAAAUACAGAACAUAAUAGUAUGAACAGAUUCAGAGAGUCUGGAGAAAUCUCUGGAACAUGGAUGAAACAAAUACUAACUGACUGUGAUUUUCAGGCUCUUAAGCAGGACUGUAUUAAUAACAGACAUGACUCUGUUGUGGAAUUCACUGCAUGAACUUCCAUUGCAUCCACUAAUGCAGGUUAAGACUAUACCAUUCAGAAUUUAGAAUUGGGGUUGUGCUUACUUUUAUAGAUUAUUUGGGUCUUAAUAUACUCAAAUAAUCAGAAUUGGAAUUUCAGAGCAUAAAAGCAUUUUAGUACAGUUUAUAUUUAUUAAUAACUAUAAGAAGAAGUAAAGCUUCAGCUAACCAUUGUUUGUUGCUUGAUUAAUGUUUUUUUUCAGGUUUAAUUCAGCAGAUGAUAAAACAUCAUAAAUAUUAUGUGAGAAAUGCUCAUUACAUUUACCCACAGCCUAAAGAGGCAAUUUGAGAACUGGUCGUACAAACAGUUCUAAACCCCUUUCAUUUACAAACAUCAAAAGCAUCAAAUCCUGAUUGGGAAGAAGUCGAUCUCAGCAUGGUUCAACAUUUGUGCUUGAAAAAUCACAGUGAAACAGUUCAGUGGUUGUCUGAAUAUUUGGCAAUUAGCUUUCCUUCAGUCGAUUCAUUGAUUAAUGGAUUAAUCUUUGCAGCCCUAGUAAUAAGUGUGAAGCCGACAGUCCACAUUAUGGUGACAUGAAGGCCUCUGCUGUAUUUCUGUGGCGCUGGACACUUUUUAUGCAUGUUUAGCUUUGAAACAAAAAUCAGACUCUUGUUGAUUGAGGCUUUCUCUAAGACAAUAUAAAGCGUUGUGCUUCUCUCUGACUGGGGCAGCCGUGUUCCUUACGCCGCCGCUCGCUGCUUUCAAGCCUCAGUCACAAUAUUGUGACAGCGACUGUUUGUGUUCCUGCUAGCACUGACCACAGCGCUGUCUGUGUGACAGUCUUCGAGAGUGUGUGACUGCGUGUGUGUAUGUGUGUGUGUGUGUGUGUGUGUGUAAUGUCACUCUGUGUCUUGCUUUCCAUUCUCUGUUUUUAACGGGGGGACGUGUUAGUUUGUCGCCUUUACUGAUGCUGCCACUUCUGUGUGUGUGUGUGUGUGUGUGUGUGUGUGCGUGCAUUUGCUCCUGUUUGUGUGUCGCCUUUCUUACACGACUGUUCGCUCUCAGUUUUGACUAAAUGUAUGAAUAUGUCGACGAUAUCUGUUGAUUGGUGUUUGCAUGCGAGGGUGCGAGCUUCCGUCACGAUAGGAGACAGUGGUAACAUCGCUCAGCGCAUCCUCCUCCAUGGCCGAGCAGUUAGCUGCAGUGAGUAUGUGUGUGUGUGUGUGUGUGUGUGUGUGUAUGUGUGUGUCUGCACGCCGCUGGAAAAGAGAAGAAAUUGAUCAGCACAGGGAGGAACGUGUUCACCAGCAAAGGCUGGAUGGAGGGUGUGAGGAGAGAGAGAGAGAGAGGGAGAGAAAGAGCGAGGGCUGUCGCUGCAGACUCCUGCUGCAGUAUCUCACUUUGGGCAAGCAGCUGCAGACAGGGAGUAACAGACAACCAGACACGCAGACAGGUACAGACCUGGUGUGAUGGGUGGGGGCUGGGAGGGGGGGGGGGUGGAGGUAAAGGGCAGUAGAUGCUAGAGAGGCAGGGCUAGAGGGGUGGAGGGGUCAAAUGGGGGAGGGGGGGCAAAGGCGAGGAGACAGGCUGUGGCGGCAGCAGCAGCAAAGGGAAGAAAAUGUUUUUGGCUUGUUUUUCGUUCAUUGUUGUUGGAUCUGUGAAGAUGCAGGAAGGAGGGAGAGGUGGAGAAAUAAAAGUAGAAGGUGUAGAUGACAGUGUCACGACAUGGCUGAUGUCCCGGUGUCUGUAGCAGGUAGGAGGAGGAGGAGAGGAGAAGGAGGAGGAGGAUCGUAGUGGUGGUGGUGGUGGGGGGGUGAAGAUGCUGAGAUGGAGCUGACAAUGCAAGCGCUGGGAUGGAGCGAAGCUGUGCUAGGGGGAGGGAGGGGGGGGGGGGGGAGGGGGGGGGGGGGGGCGUCCCACCUCACUGACCUGCGUCUGGCUGCAGUUUCCCGCGGACACCUCAGCUUCACCCCCCUCCCCACCUUCAUCUCUUCUUUUCUUCCUUCCUUUUUCUCAACUACUUUCUUUUUCCUCUCCCUAGUUCCCCCUCUUCUUCUUCUUCCUCUUCUUCCUCUUUUCUUCUGCUGCUGCUCUCUUUUCCUCUCCCUCUCUUCCUCCUCUUCCUCAGCUUGGAGGCAGAUAACAAAAGGCGACUUGGUGGCAGACGGAGGAGCGAGCGCGCGGGGCAACGCGACGGGUGGCGCGGAGCGUUCAUUUCCGGAAGCCUCCACUUUGCUCGGCGUUCCCCAGAGAGAAGGAGACAGUCAGAGACAUCUAUCUGAUGCUUUUUUUCUCUUUAGUCUGAGGGGGAGGAGUUGUGAGGUGGGUGGCAGGAUGGGGGGACGAGGUGGAGAGGGGGGUGGGGGCAGUCGCUGGUGUGUUUGGGUACAUGACAAGCAAAAAUAACAUGGGAAUGUUUUCAAUAUUACUAUGUUGACAUUCACUGCAGUUCUUUUUUUUUUUCUUUGGCAAUUAAUGUCGGGAUUCUUUGCUUCCGAGUGUGCCUGCAGCUUUUUUCUUUUCACUUGAAUCGAAGCUGUUUCAUGUCUGACUGAAGCUUGUUGCCUCUGACACUGACAACUUAUUGCGUGCCAAGCUCGCUGCCAUGUCGGCAGAGUUUGGUGUGUAGAUGUUAGGGUCCGCCGUCGAGGAUGCUGCAGAUAGUUUCACCUGUUUCUUUGCAGCUUUUGCCUUUUUGCUUGAUAUUUGACCGAACCAGUGAGUGUGCUUGCCCUGCGCUGCAGAGCCAGAGUCUGGGGCUGCUGAUGGCUUUGGCUUCAUUAGUCAGUGCAAACCGACAGUCCACCAGACAGGUCCGGUUCCAACCGUCCUGGUAGAGAGAGACGCAGACUGAUCAUCAAGCUGACGCUCUUUAGGACAAAGGCGAGCGGGGCUGCUUGGCUGGGGGGCUUUUCCUCUUGCAGCACAAAGGCUAGUUAGCACAGAGCAGCCAGUGCAGGCUUGUCUGUCUGUCUGAGCCUCUGCUGCUGCUGUCUGUGUGCUGCCAUGAAGAUCAUUCCUUGAACAAAUUUCCCUCUUUGUCUUCCUUUUUCCUCUCUGCUUUGCUUUCUUGCUGUUGUCGUCUGGUUUGUUUUUUGAAUUUGACUGAAAAUAUUUCUACCUUUGCAUGUCUUUGUGUGCACAGGAACCGUGCCGAACAGAAUAAGUUGUCUGCAGUGGGCGAAUAGAGGGACAUGGGAACCUUUUUCUCUGUCCAGGGUGCAGAGCUGUUUUGUUUUUUGAUUGCAGACAGACACUUUUGGGUGUCGGGCGCCUUUAGGCGUAAACUGGGUACUUUUAAGAGUCAGUGGUUUGGGGAUGAGACGGAGUGUGUAUGUGUGUGUGAAAGACAGAGAGAGAGGGAAGGUGUCAGUGCCACUCGUUGCCCUGCAGCUGACUGCAGCUUCUCCGUAGACUCUGUCGUACUUCACCUGCUCCCUGAGACCCUAACUUGUGAGCUCUCUUGAUAAAAAAUCACGGGUUAGGCUCUUGGGACGCGGGCGGAGGGCACAAUCGUCUCUAUCUCGAAUGUUCCAUGGGUGGAGUUGGAAUGAAGCACCAACGAUAUACUUAAAAAAUGGUCGCAAUGAUGUAGAGAGUGCGGUUGGAACAUGAGGGGAAGUAGAAUAAAGAGCAAAUGUUUGCAGGAUUUGUUCAGUCGGCUCCUCUGUAACAUUAUUUAUUAAGACUCACGUAAACCGCAGAUCCUACGGCACCGUGUCUGCAGAAGUGUGCAUGUUGAUUCCAGCCGUAUAUUUCUGUUUUUCCAAAAAAUUCAUCACCUUUAGUGAUUCGCUCCAAAUCUAAACCCCUCGUCUAUGCUGCUCUGUGCUGUCAGCCAGCAUUAUAAUCUCUCAUUGUGUCAACGUCCCUGUUUGAAUACCAUUGGAGUAACACAUGAUCUGAUCAGUAAUGGCAGGACACCGACCUCUCCAAACCACCACACCCCAGACUGGUGUUGAUUAACCCCUGUCAACACCGCAGCUCACAGACCCAGCCGACAUGUAUGUGAUCCUCCAUUAGCGAGCAGUCGCCCCAAGUUUGAUCACUCCAGUUUCAUCAAGGCGCUACAGGAGCAGUCUGAAACCAAUGCAACACUUUCAGACAGUCGAUGUUUCCCCACAAUAAAUAUAAUCACUACGUACUCUUGUGUGUUUCGCUCUAUGCUACCUGAAUCCAUCGCCAGGAGCUAAUUUAUAUAAUUCGUUUUUAACGCAUAGCCACGCCAUGUCAUUUCAUCGACUGCGUCACUUUAAUAAAGUCCUAAAUAUCAUAACAAUUUGAAUAUUGAAUAGAAAGUAGAUAUCAGAUUUUAGAAAAAAUCCACACUCUCCUCAGUGGAGCUGUUAAAGUUUGUUUACACGCAAACUCCAAAUGGCAAAAUUGCAUGUAAAAAAGGUUCAUGGACAGUUUGAAAAAAUAUUAAAUGUAUUACCGAAAUGUUUUGAGACCUAAAAAGAGUGGACAGAAAGUGCUUACUCUGUGCAUCAAGCUGCUGCAGAAGAUACAAAACUUAGACUGUGUCGCAUAAAAAUCAACAUGCACACUUUCAAAUGCCCAAUCAGCUACUCAGAAUUUUUUUUUUUACUUACACUAUUUGCAUAUUUCUGUCAAAAUGUGCCUUCAUCAUGAGAUUUCAUGUCAAAAUUGUUUAAUGGUCUAAAUCGAUAUUUAAACUGGAGACAGAGGACGACAGCCAGACAGGGUAAUUCAUCAAAAAGACAAGAUUGAACAUUGAAUAGAAAAUGAAAACAUUGGUCAGGCGUCUUAUGAAUACGACUAUAGAAGUGCAAUUACAAUAAAUUAGGCCUAUUGGAAGAUAGUUAUUUUCCUUUAUGCUAUUCAAAGGUGUUAUUUCAUUCAUCAUUACAGCUUGACCUGGAUUUUAAACUUUCAAUUUUUCCCAAGGCAGCGUGCCUUUCUGAAAACCUAAUUUCUGCUAAAUUACCCAUAUUAGGAAUGCAGUUCAAAACAAUUGAUUUUCUCUCUAAUACCUUCCUCUCCAUCUCUCCCCCAGUCUCCAGUCCCCCUCUCUCCCUAAUUAUGUUUUUUUUUUCACCCCGUCUCCCCGUUUGGUUUCAUGGCGAACAAUGCCGAUGCCAACUAAUCAGUCUGUGCCGAUGCCACAGAGCCCCCAGCAACAGCUGAAGGAGCGCCAUGCCCCAUGAAUACCAAACAGCCAGCACAGUGCGACAAGUGCUGAGCAGUCAGACGCAGCACAGCCAGAGCGGAGCUGGUGCCCACAAACAGCCAGACAGUUUUAUUAGGGUCUGUCUGACACGCAGUAAAGUCUGCCAGCACCCGAGCCCACUGAUGAAAUCCUCACCGCUCCCCCAACAGUAACAAAGCAGCAUGCUCAGAGCAAUCCGCCAAGGAUCCAAUAAAUAUCACCCCGUAAAAAUCAGCUCCCGGCUAGUUUGUAACUCUGCUCGACAGGGAAUACAAACUUUGUUCAAAGUCAAACUAGUCCUCCACCAGCAACUGCUUAAUAGACGUCUUCUGUUUCAUCAAAACUUUACACUUGUCUGCUGCAUCAAGGGACAAAGAUGCUUUUUUUCUAAUUCUUUAAAGCAGCCAUUAAUUGACUUUAGACAAAGGACAGAUUAUUACGCCAUAACACCUUUGACAUUUUAGAAAACACGGUAAUGUUACAGCUGAGUAUUUUUCCGAAUCAUUUUAUUAUGAAGACAGGGGGGCUAUGAAAAACCCGAGUGUGUUUUACAGACAGUGGGCCUCACCUGCGGACACUCUCUUGAUAUAAAACCUCAUGUAGUUUUUAAGAAGAGUCUGACAUUAACUAAAGUUUCUUUAUUUGGUUUGUUUUCAGCUAAGAGCAAAAUCUGAGAAUACUCAAGAGCUCUGAAAUGCACAUAUGUCUGCGGAAUAUGAUUGUAUAUUGUUUUUUCUUUCAUUUAGCAUCCCUGUGUUAUGAGUAAAUAUUUAUAAAUACAUGAUUUAAAUGUAAUUAGCUAUUUGUAAAUCAUGCAGUUUGUUUUCUUAACCGCAGCAUGUAAAGUAUAAACUGCACUCAGGUUUAAUAAAAGAAAAUCUGAAUUAGACUAUAUUUUAUUGGCUGGUGUGUAGACCAAAAAUAUGAAAUAUUAAAUUUAUAUUCACAAGAUCACAAAAGAAGAUAACACUUACUAAAAUCUAUGUAAUAUGUUAAAGAAAACACUCAUUCACACUCAUGAUUGGCCACCUUUAAACACUCCUAUUCAGUGACCGAUGUGUCACAUGCUCAGAGGACUAAAUGAACUAUCCAAUCAUAUGUAUGACUGAACAACAGCUGAUCGUGGUCAGCUUCCCUCUCCUGUCUGAGGAAAUCGUCUCCUCAGAUUUAAGAUCAAACUUUUCCUUUUUUUUGUAAUUCAUUUCAUCUGCUGCGUAUCUCUUCUCUGAUUACAGCGCAGUGUUUCUUAUGCCAGCCCUCGCAUGUUUCUGUUUUCAUAUUAACUGCUGGCUCCACUAAAUAUAAUCAAACAAAUCAGCUUGAUUGUGUUUUAUUUCCAGCAGCACUAGCUCCAUAUCAGAACUGCUAAAAUCAUUUAUAACUUGGCGUCCAGUGUGCAAUCAGUUCAUGAUUUAAUUAAGGCAUUUCAGAUGUUUUCUGCUUGUCUUUUUGAUCCUCUGUUGUUUCAGUAUUUGGGCAUAACACUGCAGUCUCGUACCCUUGUAUGGUCGAAUAGAGAAAUGCACCUAUGCUGGUUAGGAAGUAUGAGCUUCAAACUUACGGGGACAUGACGUUCGUCCUGCGGGAUUUAGACCUCUCUGAAACUUUCUAAGGAACGAGUCACAGAAAAGUCCUUAGUUGAUGAAGAUUGAUGAGGCCCACAGUAUUUAUAAUUUGUCUCAGCUCUGUAAAAGUGUUUUUAUUUCAUGUACUAGCAUGCCGCAGUAAAUCUAUUUGUGGUAUUCAAGGUUAAAGAAAGUACGGUGCAGUAUUAGCUUCUCUGGCCUUUCAAUGAAAACAUUUAUUAAUUUAUUCAGAGCAAAAUCAGGAUUUUAUUAGAAUUAAGAUGACUGAAAUUCAGAGACAGAAUUUUAUAUUUUUGCUGGUACUUGAUACGUUUCAUCAGUAUGUGAUUGUAUAAAACAAACGUGGUGUUUUCCUCCUGCGGGAGGUGUGUUGUUGCCUCGUCCUUAAGUUCCUGCUGCAAAGAUUGAUUCAGAGCUUGAAUAGGUGUAGAUAAACCAAAGGCUCCAGCUGAUGGACCCGAGUGUGUGUGAGAGAUUACACUCCAUUGUUCAGAGGUGGUCAUGUAACACGCCGCGCCGCCACAUCGCCUACCGAUAAAAGUAAUAAGGACAGAUUAACAUUUAUCCCCCACAUUUGGAUUUGAGCUGGAGCUGACGCGGAAAUCAGAUGGAUUUAGUGAAUUACAGGGAUUGUUUUCUUUUUUCCCCUCCUCUUUUUUGCAUUGAUUGUCAGGUUGUGUUUGUCUGUUGAAGAAGCUUAGUGAUCUCUUAUCACAGCGGGGGAAGGGGGCAGGGGAGAGGCGGUGAGGUGCAGGUGGUAGUCGGAUGGUGGGGGAGCGUCAGGUAUGCCUGAGCGGAGCAGCGUGGGACAGAGGAGGGGGGGACGUCUGAGUUUCCAGACACUGCGGCAGGAGGCCAGACAGUCACCUGAACACACGCACACACACACACACAUGCACCUGUUCAAAGGCGUGCACAUUUUACACACACUCUGUCCUCACCCUCGUCAUAUCAGCACUAAAGCCAAUUCGAUUUUGUUUUUAAUUCAAUCAGGGGUAGAAGUUGUCGCACCAUUCGUGAUGUAAUUAUCCCCGUGCAUCGACAGCACAAAAGUUUCUCUUUUAUUCUCCGGGCGGCGGCGACAGAUAAACUCCAUUAACUUUUUCAGAUUACAGUAAGUGCUGAGGGAGGUGGGAGUGUCUGUCAGAGGACAGCCGAGCUGCGCUGAGACUGGAGUAUUUUCACGGCGGGGCCCGUGGGCUCAGAGCAGGAGUCUGGAAAAGUGUGGCCGAUGAUUGAAAACCAAACAACAAAGCUCAGAGGGAGCAGAGUGACGCCCGGCAGGCCAGAGGUCUCAACACGGCCAACUGGACUCAUCUCAGACCUGCUUUGUGUGUGGGUGUGUGGAUGUGUGGGUGUGAUUGUUUCACACAUGUGUGUCGUCCAAAGGUCCGGGCUAUUUGAGGGAGUAUCCCCCCCUCGGUCCUCCCAGGGUCCAACCCUUAUCUCCCCCCUCGCUCUGAUCUGUGAUUCACUUCGGAGGCGUUGCCAGGGAAACCUGCUAUCUGGCUAGCAGCUUGAUGGAGUUAUUGAACUGUAACUGGCCGAGAUAAUUAUGCUUCUGUCUUGCAGGUUGGCUAUCCAGUAGCUGGCACUUGAAUGUGACCUAUAGCUGGUUCAGCUUUGUCGCCACAGGCAGAAGCUUUUAACCCCUCAGCCACCGGACAGCUGAAGUGCUGUAACUCUGCCCAGUCAGAGUUUACACCCUCAGCCUGACUCUUCUGUUAUGCACUGACGCUGCACAGUGUCAUUAUACAAGCUAGUAUCAUCUAAAAUGUCUAUACCAUCAUUUAAAAACAAUAACAACCACAAAAUCUUAAAAUAACAACUAAAAAGACUGGACUUGUAAGAUUUAAGAAAAAUACAGGUAAACCAAUUUCCCCUUUCCACACAUGUUUUACUUGUGUGCAGUAUGUCCAUAAAUGUGUGCAACUUUAUAUUUUUAACCACUAAAUUAUUGUCAGUUAAUCAGAGUCAGCAGCUUGUUAGAUUAUUGGUCAAAUGUCAAUACACUGAGGGAGAAUGCAUUGCUUGUUUGUAGGAAUUAAUUUCUGCAACAAAUAUAGACUUUUAUUAAGUUUUUAUUGCAGAUGCUUACAAUAAAUCUGGGGAUUGCAAUUUAUUGUGUAGCUCUUGUUUUGAAGCAUUUUGAGGAAAGAUAAGUAUUAUAUUUCUCUACAUUUAUUUGCAGAGUUAGAUAUUCACGUUUUUACAGACACGGUGAAUAAAUAAGACUGCAGAUGAUAACACUUGAAUCUCAAAAGAAGAGAUCAGAAAAUAUUUUUUAAAAAGUUUGUUCAUACUAAGCUACAUUUAAUGAAAAACACAAAGAUUAGGUAUCAUCAGUGAGCUGAUAACUCUUCCAGCAGACUAAAGGACCAUGAACUAGACAGAAACACUGAUGAAAAAGACAUUUUUUUCUCCUGACAUUUUCAAACAUAAAGCCCCUGACAGCAUACGAACCAUAAAACUUCUAACUGAAGCACAUUCAAAUUAAAGGCAGGGUCUCUUUGACUGACAUGCCUCACGACACAUUUCCUGAUCACGAUGACUAUGACCCUGAGAAAACACAAGGAUCUGAAUAUUGUGAGGCUGUCAAGGUUGUGCGUCAGAAAGCAGCAGAGGGACACUCACCUGUCCAUUUUUACAGUAAAUGGCAGAAAACAUGGCUGAACUUUAUCUAAUGUAUGAUAAAGACGGUGAAUAAGUACACUGCAGAGUGUCAGGAAAAGGAGGAAGAGGGUUUAUGGUCAGCUGGAGCGCAUGCACGUUGAGGAGCUGUCAUUGUCAAGGACCAAUCCAAAGCAUGCAAGCAUGUUUUGGAUUGGUCCUUAAUUGGUCCUAGUCUUCCACAAGUUGAUAGAGAGGAUGACUGAAUAGAUGCAUGCUCAGUGAGUGGCAAGAAGGAGAGAGAGUGUCUGGCUGAAACGACGGAAAUCAAGACUGAAAUAACCAUGAAAACCCAAAAUUCACCCAGAAAAGUUUCAUCAGAAAAUAAUAACAGGCUUUCCUCAUAAUGACGCCUGUCCUGGAAAAAAGCAUGGCGAGUUUAUAGAUCGAGACAAAUCAAUGCCAAGCCACUAAAUACAGUUGCAUGUUUUGUCGGGUUUUUUAAAACCUGUUUUUAUGUUGAAUUGUUGAUGAAGUUCUACAUUUGUGUUGUAGAUGAAUUUCGAACUAUUAAUCUGCUCAUAUCAAACACACUGCUCCUCAAACCCUGAUGUAGAGACACAUUGAUGAAUUGAAGUAUCAGUUGGGAGGAAAUGAAUCACCAAAUGUUUUGACGCUCGGUUAAAUAUUCCUGUUAUUUUUCAGACAUUUUCAGGUUCUUUCUUUUAAAUUCGAGGUUUCGUGUCAGUCUUUCAAUUGUUUUACUUACAGUUCAAAUAAAGAAGCUGAACGAGGACGCUGUUUUGGCUGCUGGGGAGCUGUGGCGAACCAUGAGUCUCUUUUCUAAUAUUCGUUUUAUGAACCUCACAGUGACAUGGCUUAUUCUGCAGCUUUAUUGGUGAUGAAGAUAAUUGUCCACUGCAGCCCUUGUUUCGUGUCGGACACAAUCUGCAAAAUCUUGAAGUCAAAAGAUAUUUGGUUUGAAAACAGGAAGCGUGUUGUUUUUUCCUCCUGUAACACACACACAUAUUCAGCUAGCUUAGUCACAUCCUACUGCUUCACUUUGAAACAGGUUAUGAGCUCAAACUCCAGGUGUGUCCUCGAGAGCAUCCGUUGAGCUCCUGGACUUCUGGACUCUCAGAUCAUUACAGUGUGUUUACGCUUAAUUUUAUACGGCUUGACUUUGAUAAUCUGACAAAACAGAGCUGAUAUUCCGAGGUAACUCUGCUGCACUUUCACAUUCCCCCUCCUUAUGAAGCAGUAAACAUGGCUGCUGUGUUUUCUAUUUUCCCACACUGCCUCUAAAUUGCUAUCAUUAUCUCUUCUUGUCUAGGAGCCGUGGCAGUCAAACGCUCUGCUCCGUGUUUAAAGGUAAGAUAAAUUAUCACUCCUGUAAAUCUGAAACCUUCCUAACCAUCUCGUCUCUUUCUGUUAAUCUGUUUAGCGUAGAGGAUAGUGUUUGUUUGUUUGUUUGUCUGAGCGCCUUGUUUUGCCUGUGCUCUUGCUGCAGCAGUGUGAGUCAGUAAAAGUGUCAGCCGGCUGUAACAGACGGCCUGCGCGACAUAAUUAGCCCGGAGUCAUUUGGAAGCGGCUCAGCUCGGCCCAGGUGCCCACUGUGCACAGAAAGAGACCAGACGACCUUUUACUCAGCUCCGUCCCACUGCAGUCACUUAAAACAGUGAUGGAUGUUUCCCUUAACACCACGCUCCCUACCCGGGCCUCGUUUCUCCUUCCUCCCCACCCUCCCUCUCUCUCAUCUCAACAUUUCUCCCCCCUCCUCCUCCUCCUCCUCUCUUGCCUUAUUUGUCCCCUCUCCUCUCCUUGUUUUUCCUCCAUCCUUCGCCUUUCACAGUCCCCCCCUUCUUCUUUUUCUCUGUUGCUCUAGAGCGACGAUGAGGAAGAGGAGGAAGACAGAAAGGUGGGGAGGGGAUUGAAGUGAAGUGGAGGAGGCGUUUCCUGCAAGCAGAGUGGAGCAACCUUCCUCCCUCCUCCACCCCUCCUCCCCUCUGCUCCUCAUCAGUAUGCAGCGUCGGUCGCUCAGGUGACACGGCCGCUGGAUUCGGUCCCGACUGCAGGAACAUCAGCAGCGCGGCGGAGCGCGGGAUCGCAGGUAAGGACAAUGAGAACAGGCGGGAGAAAAUGAGGAGAGACAGGGGGAGAGGAGAGAGAGGUGGAAGACAGAGGAGGGACUAUUUUUAAGAACCCAACACCCCCCCACACAGGAACACUUAGAUACUGUCUACUGCUGUAAUGCUGCACACACAUCUCCAGGGUUCAAGCCUCCUUCCUGAAGACAAUCUAAAUUCAAAUUUCAGACAUGUUUAGGUUGAUAAAAAGGAUCUCUGUCUAAUGAGUUCGUAGUUAAAAUUUGCAAUCAUGAUUUUGUGGGAUUAUACUUUUUUUACCGUCACUGUCAGGUAGAAACCUCUUAUCUUCAAAACUACCACUCUCUUGGAAAUUAGAAAAAAGAAAAAAGAACACUUUUUCACAAAAAUAAACACUGAAUGAGAUUUCACUAAAAUCCUUUUUACUAUAUUUCCAUCUGUGAAAUGUUAGACAUCAACCAAAAAGCACAGCGGAUGAUGAAUAGUAUCAAGUAAUGCAAAAAAGGAAAAAUAUUGAAAUGUGAGGUUUCUCCUGACAGUAACAACAUUUUUUUUUUUUUUUUAAAUUGUUUAGUGUUCGUAAAUGUGCAAAACAGGGCUGUCACAAUUUAGCACAUCCUCACUAACAAUAAUAAAGGUAAAAAAAAUAAUAAGUACAUUACCAGGGAGAAAAAAACAUACGCUGUAAAGAUAAUUUUUGAUUUAUCUGCAUCAGAUAUUUCACUGGAAAAGAGAUUGCCUGAUAUAAAACAGUCUUUUGUGGUGCUUUGACAAUAUUAGUUCUGUGCUUUAUGUUGUAUGUUUUCAAAGCAUGCUUUUAUUUUGAAAUGACCUCAGGGCUACACCUGGCAGAUAGUAAAUUAUAGUUAAUUAAGAAACAAAAAAUAGUUUAAAGCUAAAUGAUAUUUAGGAAGUAUAAAUGUGCAGUGUUUUAAAGCUGCUUUGCUGUUUUUUUUUAUUUUAUUUAUGUUGUUGUUUUUCCUUUUGCGUUCCCAUUCAGAGCGUUCCCCUUUAAACAGACAUUACUGCCUUUCUCCGGUACAAUAUUCUAUAUUGUUUGUACUUUUUUUUUCAUAGGCAGAAAUAUUUAAUUAAAACCUUAAUGACCAAAAAUCUUUGCACACAGUUUUAAAGUGUCUGACCGUCUUCUAGAGGCUGCUACAGCUAGCUUGCUUGUCUUGCUUCUUCUUUGUCUUUGUUUUGUUUUUUGGCAGAUGGCAACUGCAGUAAAGAAUCACUAUCGCCCCCUACUUUGAGGCACUCAGUUACACAGUACUACCGUGAAGGUAUUUUUAGGACAAUAUCAAUUUCUAAAAAGACAGUUAUGGUCGGUGCGUGUAUAUUGUGACAGCCUUGAGUACACAAUCUAUCAAUUAGAAUUUUUGAUGUAUUGGAACAAACAAAAGGUUCAGCUGUAUAUUUGUCAUAUUUCAGAUGUUUAAAGUGAUAAUGCUACUUUAAGUGGUCUCAAUAAAGUCAAUAAAAAUUGAGUGCGUUGUGCGUGUGGUUAUUUAGAAAUCUGAUGUUUUAUUCCAUGUAAGCAAACAAAGAAGAAAUCUUGCAGCUUCCCCUCAAAACAUUUUCAUUGUUUUCGCUUGUGAGGUUUUCAUUCCCCUCGAUAUGUGGGAUAUUAGUUUUGAUGCCAAAGGCAACAAAAGAGCGAGAGGUAUUAGACAAAUACUUAUACACUCUCUAAGUGUGUGUGUAUGUGCGUGUGUUAGAGGAGAAGAAGAGAGGAAAGGGGAAGAACGGGAGAAAAGAGACUGUGUGUAGGUGUGUUUUUGUUUGUUUGUGGGUGUGUAAGAGAGAGGGAACUAGAGGCUCUGUGUGUGUGUGUGUGUGUGUGUGUGUGUGUGUGUGUGUGUGUGUGUGUGUGUGUGUGUGUGUGUUUCCUUGUGUGUGUGUGUGCAAUGGGGGAGCAGUGCGGCCAGGCUGCAGAUAUCAUCCAUCUCCCUGUCACCGGCCCAGGGGCUGCUGGGAAAGUGGCAGACAGCUCCCCGGCUCUGACAACAGAGGCUGCAUCCUAAUUUUUCCAGCACAGAAAGCUGGAAAAAACCUGCGUUGCUGCUCCCUCACCACCCAGACCGGAGCUCCAACCCCGCAGACCAGGAACAAAGCACCCAGCUCAGCCCAGGACAUCCAACACCUCCCAUCAUCAUGCAGAAACACCCAGAACAGAGUCCACUUUAUAAAACAUCCACAUUCUGUCAGACUUAGACUGCAUGAAACCUGCAGAGAUCCAGAGAAUCAUAUGUGUUCACUUCUGCUGUUCUACUGUCUGAAACCUGAUGAUAUUAUUCUGAUUUAUUGA